GCAUUUUAAAGGUUCUUGGGGUUCUUGUACCUAUUUUGCUUGUAUUUUGCUUUAACAAUUGAGCCUCAGCGCUGGUGGUGCUGACCGGAGUGCUUGUUCAGAUCUUCGGGUAACUUCUGUAUUCGUAUUGUGCACUACCCUACCUACGUUAGAAUCUUUUUUUAGAGUAACUUUCGUUUUUUUAAUGCCCAUUGCGCGAUUCUAGUGCCCUGGAAGCUUCAGUCGGUGACCUCUUGGUACAUGGGUUUGUGGUAGAUAAGUACCUACCUACAAACUAUCUACGUCCUACGAAUCGCAUGAAGUUUGUGCGAACUUGUAACAUAUUCGAUCACCAUAAGCGCCUAAUGUUUAGUGUAGCCCAUCAGCAUUGUUAAUAAUAAAAAUACCUGGCACAUAAAUGUGGUUAUCUGUAUGUAUGUACAUAUACCUAUAGCAUAAAGACCGCAACAUAUGCUAAACCAGGCCAAACCAAGCUAGUAACCAAGCCUCCAGCGCUGGCGGUGGUCAGACUAUCGUUACUGACCUGUUGGUGGUAGCAGUGGAGGAUGGAGCAAGCUGCCGGCCGCACUGUCACCAGGGUAGGCCCGCGCACCGCCGCUGCUGCCGCCGUGCGCCAGACGUUCCAGGAGGCCCGCCGGCAGUUCACCGUCCUGCUGAAGCGCUCCUCGAGCUCCCGACCGCUUCUGGUCGCCGCCUUUCAGCAGCUGGAGGCCUGUAUAGCCGCCAGCGAGCGGCUGGAGGAGAGGCAGUGGCGCGCUCUGCGUGGCCGACUCGCCAGCCGCUGGCGCAGCCGCAGCGAGGCCGCCUGCCGUCCGCGCCUGGCGCAGCUGGCCAGUCGGCGGCGGCUGCUGGCCGACCAGCAGAGGCAGCUGGACGGCCUGCUGGCGGAGGCGCGCCGGCAGCUGCAGCUGGCCGCGGCGCCGCCGACCGACCUGCCGAGCCGGCUGCUGAGGAAGUGGGAACGGCUGCGGCUGGCCGACCGUGACAGCGAGGACGCCGAGCCGGCGGCCGGGGACGCGGCCGCCGCGCCACCGCCGCCGCCGCCGGCCGCCGCCGUCAAACCGUGGCUGAUCGAGGGUCUGAGCCUGGAGGAGGCGUGUGACAAGCGCCGCCUGCUGGAGCGCCUGCGGCAGCUGGAGACGGAGACGGCGCAGCUGGCGGAGCGGCGCGACACUCAGUACCGGCCCGUCACCGACUACAGCCACUGCCUGCGCAAGUACUUCAGCUGCGUCCAGAAGAGCAAACACAGCACCAACGAGCUUAUGAAGACCCGUGCCAGUCUGCGGCUGCACGCCGCUUGGGUGCGGGACCACCACUGCCGACUGGCCCGGGAGCGGCGCCGCCGGAGCGACGCGCCGCCGCCGCCCCAGGCUGACCCCACGCAGGUGACGGGCGAGCUGCAGCACUACGAUCAGCAGUGGCAGGAGGGCAUCGAGGUGGAGACGACGGCGGCCGGCGCCGGCGUGGGCGCGGCGUCUGUGGCGCGCGGCGCGCCGCCCCUGGCCGAGCGGCUGCUCUACAGCCGGCUGGACGCGGCCGAGAGCCGCGCGCUGGUCACAGAGGCGGCCGAGCGCGGCGCCUGGUGCCAGGUGGAGUUUGCGCUGGCGCACGACCGGCUGACGCUGACGGCCGACUGCGUGGUGGCCAUGUUCGUGUGCUGCCGGUGCCGCGGCCGCUGCUCGUGCCAGUGGACGCGGCUGGCGCUGGCCGCUCAGAGGAGGGUGCCAGAGAGGCCGGCACGCACGCGCGGCUGGGGAUGGAGGAAACUGCGCAUGGCCACCCAGUUGAUCAGGCUGCUGCAUAGCACCAAGGCGGAGGGCUAGACCGCGCAUGGAAUGGACGGUCGGAUGAUCAAAGGUCCAGCUCCAGAUAAUACCGCUGGCAUCCGUGCGGUAGGGAUGUUAUGAACUAUGAUUAUACGGUAUAUAUCGUGCUGUCUCGGGCGAGGAUAAAUGUUUACUUUCGAAAUCUAAGCUGCGUUGCGGCAUUGACGGUGGUGUGCGGUGUGUAUGCCGCAUUCUUAGUAAAAUGCGACCACUAAAAUAAAGACACUUUACCGCAAUAUAUAAUCUGUUUUUAAUGAAAAACAAUGCACAUUUUCAAUGUCAAUUGCUCUUAUCAGAAGAAAUUAAGAUUUACAUAGCUAAGUUUUUUUUAUUGAUGGAGUUAAGUGCUUGUGCGAGGAACAUUGUAAUAGUUAUUUGAAAAUAUAUAAGCAUGACCUAUCCUCGAU
Messenger RNA from Amphibalanus amphitrite, 2233 nucleotides. RefSeq lists its product as uncharacterized. Lineage: Eukaryota; Metazoa; Arthropoda; Thecostraca; Balanomorpha; Balanidae. The transcript is spliced from 2 exons. The record is from RefSeq and is a predicted model, not a curated record. Bases 546 to 1823 code for a protein of 425 amino acids.